This is a messenger RNA of Mycotypha africana, 276 nucleotides long. RefSeq lists its product as uncharacterized. The record is from RefSeq and is a predicted model, not a curated record. NCBI's taxonomy places the organism in Eukaryota, Fungi, Mucoromycota, Mucoromycetes, Mucorales, Mycotyphaceae. The transcript has a single exon. The coding region runs from base 1 to 276 and encodes 91 amino acids.
AUGGGCACCGUAGCAUCAGCUUCGCCAAGAAAGAACAAGGUAGUGGGGAUACUGUCUACUAUUAGUCAUCGACACUUCACUGCAGAUGUUUUAAAGCACUUCAACAUGAGCCCUGUUCCUCUAGGGUUAGCAAAAAUUGAAAAUACAACGCUGAAAUCGCUUAUGUUCAAUAAGAAAGCCCAAGUUUUGCUGAAAGGAAUCAGCAUAUCUACUCAGUACGACUCUCUCGGAAAUGAGAGUGUUUGUGUCGAAAUACCCCCAAAUAUGAAGCAAUAG